GGUUGCUUUGAGUGCUGCAUUAAGUGCUUGGGAGGAGUUCCAUAUGCUUCGCUGGUGGCCACCAUUCUGUGCUUCUCUGGAGUAGCUCUCUUUUGUGGCUGUGGUCAUGUUGCCCUCACUGGAACGGUAAACAUCCUGGAGCAGCACUUCUCCUCGAACCCCAAUGACCAUGCCCUUUUGACUGAGGUAAUCCAGUUAAUGCAGUAUGUCAUCUAUGGAAUUGCUUCUUUCUUCUUCCUGUAUGGGAUAAUCCUGUUGGCAGAGGGCUUCUACACCACCAGUGCAGUGAAGGAAAUGCACAGUGAAUUUAAAACUACUGCCUGUGGACGAUGCAUCAGUGGAAUGUUUGUGUUCCUGACCUACAUCCUGGGGGUGGCCUGGCUUGGAGUGUUUGGAUUCUCUGCAGUGCCUGUUUUCAUGUUCUAUAACAUGUGGUCAUCUUGUGAAGUCCUUAAAGGGUUGCCCGUAAACUUGACCACUUCAGCGGAGCAGAUAUGUGUGGACAUCCGACAAUACGGUAUCAUUCCAUGGAGUGCCUUGCCUGGGAAGGCUUGUGGAUCAGCUUUGGAAAAUAUCUGCAGUACCAAUGAGUUCUACAUGUCCUACCAUCUGUUCAUUGUGGCCUGUGCUGGAGCAGGUGCUACUGUUAUUGCAUUGAUCCACUUCCUCAUGAUUCUGGCUUCUAAUUGGGCCUACUUAAAGGAUGCAAGCAAAAUGCAGGCCUACCAAGAAAUUAAAGCUAAAGAAGAGCAAGAACUUCAAGAUAUCCAGUCACGAUCCAAAGAACAGCUCAAUUCUUACACAUAA
This is a messenger RNA of Staurois parvus, 807 nucleotides long. Lineage: Eukaryota; Metazoa; Chordata; Amphibia; Anura; Ranidae. The record is from the annotation of a GenBank genome assembly.